Apus apus (common swift) is the source of this 6825-nucleotide messenger RNA. It is a transcript of the gene KCNA4, whose product is annotated as potassium voltage-gated channel subfamily A member 4. The record is from RefSeq and is a predicted model, not a curated record. Gene Ontology annotation, molecular function: potassium ion binding; delayed rectifier potassium channel activity; protein binding. The coding region runs from base 2859 to 4847 and encodes 662 amino acids. Gene Ontology annotation, biological process: protein homooligomerization; potassium ion transmembrane transport. Gene Ontology annotation, cellular component: voltage-gated potassium channel complex; membrane. The transcript has 10 exons. Lineage: Eukaryota; Metazoa; Chordata; Aves; Apodiformes; Apodidae.
UAAGGCCUCUGCUGGCUUGUACUGCUUAGGAUGGGAAUUGGUGAAGGUGAGUAAUUCAUGAAGGAGAUAUGUGAGAUACAGUUUUUUACAUCAGUUUGUAUUAAAUAAAUAUAGGAAGAGCAGUGAGGUGUGUGUAUUCAGUUUUUUGUGUGACACUUUUUAGCGUCGGUCUGUGAUACAGAUUUCAGGGGGACCUGUAUCAGUUUAAAGGGUCAUUGUGAAUUACUAGGUGCCUGAUAAUAAAAAAUAACAAAUUGAUGGGAGAAAACAAGGAACAAAUUUGGAGUAAAUCCUAAGAUGUGUUUGGGAGAUACCACUCUUCUUACACCAUGUACAUUCCCUUAUGCUCUGGUGAUCCACAGCUCAGGGGACUUUCUUUUGGAACUCAUCCUUACAGUCUGGGAGGUCACUUCCUCAGCUUCGUUUAUCUGCAAUGUGGAUAGAAUUACUUUCCUGUUUCCAACGAUGAAGGAGUUCUUGCAAAAUACAACAACCUUCCCAAGUUUGUGUUGCAGACCUUCUGAAAAAAAGGACUGCAACUCAACAGUGGAGUAAGAAGCAGAACUUUUGGAUUCAAUACAUGACUGGAACAAACAAUCCUGCUGGAACAAAAGCCUACCAAAUGCCAUUUUGUCUGUUGUGGCUCAGAGGGAACUGGACUGCUUUGGCUAUGGCUGGGCAAAUAACACAACUAUGCCAGGAAAUGAAAUGCAUGAUGAUUUGGGUACCGUGUCCUGUCACUCAGUAACUCCAUGGAUGCACAAAGGAAACAUUCAGAGAACUCUGAGUUAGGGAAAGCAUCUGGAGAAACUCAGCAUUUUUUCUUUGGUAAAGGGAGAAGUGGGAGAUGUUACUUUUAAUAUUUCCUUAGAGUUUCUGAAGGUGGCUGCCUGAAGUGUGCAUGGCAGAGAGGAUGACAGGCCUUUCCAGAAAAAGAGUACUUCUGGCUGUAAUUCCUUCCCUCACCUAGUUGAGAGAGCUCUGCCUGAACAUGAGGAGAAGCACUGGUAGGGCAGCACGGGAUUUCCAAAAUGCUGUUUCCUGUUUUCUCUGAAGAAAAGAUAACAGGCUGGAUACUUCAUUCAGUGGUAAAAGGAAGUGAUUUUGCAUCCUUUCCCAAGAAAGCAUAAAGGAUGUGCUGUUCUCUGGAGUGUCACCUUCCUUGGAUUAGUCUGUUGCAGGACAAGUAAUGAACAGAUGUGCUAUUCAUAUAUGUUGCAUCUCUGAACAAAGUGAGGAUAGGCUGUAUUUCUUCUGUCAUAUGUCACCUACCAAAAUUAAUGGGAGUAAGAGAAUGAGCACUAACUGAUGGAGGCAGCAGACAAAGGUAACAUGGAUACUCUGAGUUGUGCUGCUGAAUAGGAAUAGUCACCAGGCUCUCUUGGUUUCUCUGGACUAUGGAGGAGUGGACCUGGGCAAUGAAAAGAAAAAGCCUAACACACUUGUUGCACAUCUUGAAUUUGCCUCCAUUUACAAAUGUCUUGAGGCAAAACGUCUGGACUGAGUGCUCCUCUUGCCUUCCCGAAAGCCGGCACAACAAGUGGAUGCUGCGGGCGGGUGCCGGCUGUGCCGCUGCCGCCUGGACGUGUCUGGGGGAGACAAGUGCAAGAAGCGAGACCCGUCCUGCCGUCGGGGGAAGCGGGCUCGGUGCACGGAUGAUGUAGCGUUGAUUUACAAAUCUGCUGCGAAAGCUGGGCUUGGAAACACUAGUGACCGCGCUUAUCCACUCCUCCUGCCUCGCACACACACGCAAACACGCCGCCUUCCUGCUGCUCCGUCUGGAACGAGGCUCUUGCUCGUUGCCUUUUUGCAAAUGCCCGGGCGAGCCGCGGGGUCCGGGGCAGCGCAGGGUGCCCCCGGUUUCAGCUGCCUCGCCGCCCGCUCUGGGCGCUCUCGUUGCACCCGGAACGAAGGGAGAAAAAUAACUCGUCAACCUGUGGUGCUGACUGACCAUACACACCUGCAGAUGUAGACCGGUUGGCGUAGCCCCCCCCCCGCCUCAGGACUGCUGUCACCAGAUCCUUACACUAGCGAGAACAGCGUUGCUAUUUCUCUGCCUGGGAACAGUUAAGUGCUUCUUCUGCAUGACCAUAACCAAAGGGUGACCCAUCCACUCCCUUAUGUCCUAUGGGAACCUCAGAGCCAGUUUCUCAGUCUUCAUCUCCUCAUCCUCCUCCUCUUACCACUGCUGCUGACGCCCUGGGUGCAGCUCCCAGGUUUGAGACAUUAUUGACAGGCUGAAGAAAGGAUUUGCAAAGACCUCUUCACUGUGUAAAUAAAGUGAUAGCUGGAAUUAAUUUCAACUCCCCAAGUAAUGAUAUUAAACAAUAAGAUUUCUAGGCCAAAGCAUAACCAGGAACAAAUUAUGAGGAAAGAGACUAUUUGCAUUUGGUUGCAAUGAUGAACUAAAACCAUCUUCAGAGAGCAGAUACCCUUAGAUUUGUAUUUUGUUUUUUUUCCUCAUGAAUGCAGUCUUUGUAGCCUGCAAGGUAGUCAUCGUUCUCAUCAGAUCUGUGGUAGCCACAGGAGAUAAAUGGAAAUAAAGGGGCUUGGUGGAUGAAAGAGAAAGGAAGGUCUCAGCUGUUCCCUGGUUCAAUUUGAGAAUUUCAUCUAUUCAUAUUAGCAAAACAGUAGUUUGUGUCAAACGUUCUGGACAAUAAGAGAAUGCAGAUCUGUGGUUUUCCAAAAUGUAGAUGCAGUAUGAAAACUCUGUUGCCCUGCUCUACGUCCAAGGGACUGUCCUCCAAAUGCAAAUGGCUUUGAACUUUCUAGAGUGAAAGUUAAGGUGACACUGAAAAUAAAACCUUUUUGCAUUGAUUUAAAAAAAAACAACCAACAAACAAAAAAGCAGUAUCAAAAUGGAGGUUGCAAUGGUGAGUGCAGAUAGCUCUGGGUGCAACAGCCACAUGCCCUAUGGCUACGCAGCCCAAGCUCGGGCCCGAGAGAGAGAGCGGCUGGCACAGUCGAGAGCUGCAGCAGCUGCGGCCGUGGCAGCAGCAACAGCAGCAGUAGAAGGUGGGGCAGCAGGUGGAGGUGGACCAUACCACCACUACCAUCAGGAGCAGAGUCGAGGCGCGUCCUCCUCGCAUGGUGGGAACGCGUCACGCAGCAGCGUGUCCCACCGCCAGAGCGGUAAGAGGCGGAAGAAAGGGAAAAAGAGGAGCCACCACUUGGGGAGCAGGGAGUGUGGGGCCUCCUUCCCCUGUUCUGAGCUGCUGCCUCUCAGUGGUUCUGAAGAGAGAAUACUGAAGGACUUGAGUGAGGAGGAAGAGGAGGAUGAAGAUGAGGAGGAAGACGAUGAGGAAGAAGGAAAGCUCUACUACAGUGAUGACUAUGGGGAGGAUGAGUUCUCAUACUCGGACCAGCCACCGGAUGAUGGUGGAGGCCCUGGCGGUUACAGCUCUGUUCGCUACAGUGAGUACGAGUGCUGUGAACGUGUAGUAAUCAACGUGUCGGGACUGCGGUUUGAGACCCAACUGAAGACUCUAGCUCAGUUCCCGGAGACGUUGUUGGGUGACCCAGCGAAGCGAGGCAGAUACUUUGACCCUCUCAGGAAUGAAUACUUCUUUGAUAGGAACCGACCCAGCUUUGAUGCCAUCCUGUACUACUACCAGAGUGGCGGUCGGCUGAAGAGGCCAGUCAAUGUACCCUUUGACAUCUUCAGUGAGGAGGUGAAAUUCUACCAGCUUGGGGAGGAGGCCAUGCUCAAGUUUAGGGAGGAUGAAGGGUUUGUCAAAGAGGAAGAGGACAGAGCAUUGCCAGAGAAUGAAUUCAAGAAGCAGGUUUGGCUGCUGUUUGAGUACCCGGAGAGCUCCAGUCCAGCCAGAGGCAUUGCCAUCGUCUCUGUCUUGGUCAUCUUGAUCUCAAUUGUCAUCUUUUGUCUGGAGACUUUGCCAGAGUUCCGAGAUGACAAAGAAUUCCUCAUGUCCCUGAGUUUAGGGAAAGGGCUUUCCAAUGAGUCACUUCACCUGGAUGCUGGGGAGCACACCAUAUUCAAUGACCCUUUUUUCAUUGUAGAGACAGUAUGCAUCAUUUGGUUCUCCUUUGAGUUUACAGUGCGCUGCUUUGCAUGUCCAAGCAAAGCACAGUUCUUCAAGAACAUCAUGAACAUCAUAGACAUUGUCUCCAUCUUGCCUUACUUCAUCACUCUGGGCACUGACUUGGCACAGGAACAGGGCAGUAAUGGUCAACAGGCCAUGUCUUUUGCCAUCCUGAGGAUCAUCCGUCUGGUCAGGGUGUUUCGCAUCUUCAAGCUCUCCAGGCACUCCAAGGGUUUGCAGAUCCUGGGUCAUACGCUCAGGGCCAGCAUGAGGGAACUUGGCCUCCUCAUCUUUUUUCUUUUUAUCGGAGUCAUUUUGUUUUCCAGUGCUGUUUACUUCGCAGAAGCUGAUGAACCUGCCACCCAUUUUCAAAGCAUCCCAGAUGCCUUUUGGUGGGCUGUAGUGACCAUGACUACAGUUGGUUAUGGGGAUAUGAAACCCAUAACUGUGGGUGGGAAGAUAGUUGGGUCCCUGUGUGCCAUUGCGGGAGUGUUAACCAUUGCUUUACCAGUGCCAGUGAUUGUCUCCAAUUUUAACUAUUUCUACCACAGAGAGACUGAGAAUGAAGAACAAACUCAGCUGAUGCAAAAUGCAGUCAGCUGCCCUUACCUCCCAACAAAUUUACUGAAGAAAUUUAGAAGCUCAUCGUCUUCAUCCACAGAGGAUAAAUCAGAAUAUUUGGAGAUGGAAGAAGGAGUUAAAGAAUCUCUUUGUGUAAAGGAGAAAAAAAGUCAGGACACGGGGAAUAGCAGUGAGUCAGAGAAGAAAAACUGUGUAAAUUCAAAUUCUGUGGAAACUGAUGUAUAAUUUUGAACGUUUCCAAAUAUAUUUAUGCAUUAAAGAGUGCAGUGAAAAUAAUGAAAUAUGCAAACAAGAGUCCACAGCAUACAGUAGUAUGCCAUUUAAUGGUUAAAUACAAAUAAAAAGCAUUGCUAAACUUGUAUUACAUAUCAAGUAAGUGGUAUAACUUGAGGAAGUGGUUGCUAGAUCUGAUAUAAUUUCAGACUUUAUAUUUUUAUUAGAAUGCAAGUGUUUUGCACACGAGGCUGAAAAAUGUAUUAAAUCCAAGUCAGUUUUAAAGUGGGUGCAUGAACUGUCGACAUCACUAAUAACAGCUCUGUGGUAAAAGUUGGCAUUCAGAGGUAUUUACUAUGUAAGAAGCAAUGAAGUUUGGUAGUCAUGUAUCUAUUUAUCAAUGCUUUAAUAGCAGCUACCAUGAAUCAUUGGAUACCAUAGUAAUUGUUUUUCAAAUGGUAAAUUUAUUGUUAAAAGAUAUUCUACAGAAGAUAGAUCUAAUUUUUUUUUUUCUUGAAAUAUAGAAUGCUUGUUUUUAACUGGAAAUUUACUUUGAAAAGGCUGCUGACCCUCCAGAAAUUGUUUAUUUUUAUAACUGUCUUUGGAGGCAUGACAGCAUUUGUUGUCUAAUAAUGAAAGAAAUGAAGUAAGAGAAUCAUUUAACCUGGUCUGACUGCAAAGGCAAAAUGACUGGAAUGCUUUUUUGCACUACUUUAUAUGCUGGAGAUAUAUUGAAAGAGACUUCAUACUGUGAAUGUUUACUAAUGUAAUAGUUCAAUGACAAUCAUUGGAAGAGUGAAUUCUGCAUCAUAUUUUAUUGUUUCUUUUUUCUUUAUGUGAUGCUGAUGGUGAAACAGCUAUCAUUACAUUAAUUCCAUACUCUUUUUAAUUAUGAUUAUCUGUGAUCUGGAAAAGGAUUGUGAAGUAAAAUUUUAUAAUCAAAAUGAUUUGAAAUCAGUGUUUCCUACUGAUGCCCUCAAGAAAUACUCACGUAAUUUGUAUCUUUUUCCUGGUUAAUUUAACAUUCAGAAUCUAUGAUGAGUACAUGCAUUUUGUCAGUACUGAAGAAAUUCAGUGUAUGGGAGGAGAAAAUAGCAGUAAUGAGACAACUCAGUUGUUACAGUACUGACAAUUGAGAAUUGCUAACUUUUAACAUGCUAUUAUUGGUGCUGCAUUUUCCCUUAAUUACAGCUUUCACCCAUGUGUAUUUGAAGCAACAUUUAAGAUCCAAAAUAGGCAUCCUGGGAUACAAGAUGAACAUAUUGGGUCCCAUGCAAUCCUUGAGAAAACAUUCCUUGAUUUCUUUUCACCAGUUCUUAGGCCAGCUGUAUUUUACUGUGCGUCAAAAACUUCCAUUGCCCGUCCUAGGAGAUGAAGGUAGGUAAAGAUGAGCUGACCUACAGUACACUGCAGGUUCCAGAAUGAAAUAUGUAAAGAUAUUGCUGCGGACAAAAUAAAGAAUAGGUUCAGAACAGGCUUUUUUUUUUUUCAUACUUCUAAUUACCUAGGGAAGGCACAAUUAAAUUGGAAUUGUUUUUGAGGAGGCACUGUGGAACAUUCCAGAUUGUAAAACUUGAACCAAAUUGGCAUAUGCACUUUAAGGGCUGGGAUGGGUCAUUGUGAAGAGAAAAAGGGGCUUAUCAACACUACUGAAUUGGUUUUGCAAUAUUCACUUAAGGCUGAGUAGAGGAUUUUAUGCAGGGGGAGAGAACUGGGUAGUGUCUGACUUCUGGAGCUGAAAAGUGACCCUAAAAAAAGUUGGAAUUGGACAUCAAUGACAUUAUGCACAAUCUAUCAGUUAGGCAUUGUUUGCUCUCUGAAGCAUCCAGUGGUAGUGAAGACAGCCACAGACAGGUUUUUCUUUCAUUAUUUAUUUCUGCCUUCAUGGAUUUUCUGUGAAUCACCUCUUGGAAAAGUUUCUCUGCUUGUCCUCUUUUGCACUGCAGAAGAACUAAUAAAAACCAAGACACACAAAAGACUGUGUUGUGCU